This is a messenger RNA of Closterium sp. Yama58-4, 8550 nucleotides long. The record is from the annotation of a GenBank genome assembly. NCBI's taxonomy places the organism in Eukaryota, Viridiplantae, Streptophyta, Zygnematophyceae, Desmidiales, Closteriaceae.
AUGGAUCAGAAUCAGUACUCGACGUUCUCGCCAAUCUCAGCAACCGCUACUCGACUUACUUUCGACAACAUUCCUCUUAACUCUCCUCAACACAACGGUCUGAAAUCUACCAAGAAAUAUGCUACACCAAAGGCUCCUGACACGUCAGCAGCACCUGGAAGCAGCGCCAGGCGCAGAAACAGCACACCAGGCUUCAUUUCCGCCGACGGUGCCGAUAUCGUCACCGUCGACGGUAUCCCCAUUUCGCGAGCCAAUCCGUCGCCAGCCUUGGCGAAAGAUGCAUUGGCUGCCAUCGCAGCAGCGUCCCUGAAGCCGGCUCCUCCCAGGUCUGCAGCAAGGCAGAGCCGAGCCAUUGUUCCGGUUGCGGAGACGAGGCUCGAAGAGGAGGAGCAAGUCUGGCAGCGAUACCGGGAGUCAGGGUUGGACGAGGUCGCGGUUCUGCGGAAAGAGCGAGACGCGUUAAUGGAGAAGGCGAACUCGCUGGAUCAAGAGCUGUACGAGUACCAGUACAACAUGGGUCUGCUGCUGAUGGAGCGGCAGAAGUGGCUACCGAAGUACGAGGACGCGCGAGCGGCGCUGGAGGAGGCGGAAGCGGAGCUGCAGCGCGAAGCGACAGCGCACAGGGUCGCUCUGGCGGAGGCGAAGGAGAGGGAGAAGGCCCUACAAGACGCGCUCGCCAUCGAACAGGACUGCGUUGCAAGCAUGGAGCGAGCCGUGAAGGAGCUGCAGGUGGAGGUGGAGGAGACGAAGAAGCACGCGCGCACGGCGCUAGACCAGGCCAACGCUACCAUGGCUGCCGCGGAGAAGAAGCUGGCGGCGGCGGAGGCGGCUAGCCGGCAGGUGGAGGCGAGCCGCAGCGAGGCGAGCAGGCGGAUCGCGGAGGCGGAGCGGAAGCAGCAGGAGCUGGAGGCCAGGGAGGCUAAUGGCCGGCGCGAAGUUCAGGCGGAGAAGGAUAGGCUGGAGGCCAAGGCUCGGGAGUUGGAGGCGCAGAAAGGGUCACUGAGUGACUGGGAGGAUAAGUUGAAGCAACGCAAUGCCAAGAUUCUGGAGAGCGAGAAGAUGCUGGAUGCGCGGGAGGCGCGCAUAGGCGCAGCGAUGGAUGAGCUGAAGGCCGCGGAGCAGCAGGCGGAGGCGCGCAAGGCGGCACUGCAGGAGGAGGCGCGGCGGCUGGAGUCCGCGCGGGAGCAGGCGCGGGAGGCGGAGGAGCGCGCGCGGAAGGAGGCGCAGGCGGUGGCGGAGGGUAAGGUGGCGCUGGUGAAGCGGGAGGGCGAGCUGGCGGUGCAGGAGGACCUGCUGGUGGCGCGCGAACAGGACGCGGUGGCGAGGGAGAUGCGCGGCAAGGAGGUGGAGCUGCGCGUGGCGAGCGAGCAGGAGAGGGUGCGCGAGUGGGAGGAGAGCCUGCGCAAGCGGCAGGCUGCUCUGGACGACCUUAAGGCCAAGCUGGCGAGUGAGAAGAAGGGGCUGGACGAGGUGGAAGCGUCGCUGAGCAGUGGGCGCACGCAGCUGGAGGAGAUGCAGGCGGAGCUGCAAUCCAAGGAGCGCGCGCUGCUGGCGGAGCGGGAGAGGUUGCAGGCGCAGGAGAGCGAGGUGGAGGGGCUGCGCGCGCAGGUGGCGCAGAAGGAGGAGCUGGUGGAGCAGCGCGAGCAGGGCGUGCAGAGGCGCGCGGAGAGGGCGGCGGAGCGCAUGGCGGAGGCGGAGGCGCUGGUGCUGCAGGCGGCGAGCAGGGAGAGGGAGGUGGAGCAGCGGCAGGCGCAGCUGGACAGGGAUUUGAGGCGGUUGGAAGUGGCGAGAGCGGAGGCGCAGGCAGAGAAGCAGCAGCUGGAGGACCUUCGUGAGAGAAUUCGCUCCGAACGAGCUGAAUCAGAGGCGGAGAAGCGCCAAGCAGCAGCCGCUCUGGCUAAAGCGGAGCAGACUAAAGCGGAUUCGCGGGUCAAGCGGGAGGCCGCGCAGGCGGAAAUGAAGCGGGCGCAGGAGCGACUUGAGGAGGCGGAGAGGCGCGUGCAGGAGCUGAAAGCGGAGAAGGAGAGGUUUGAGGAGGAAUGGGAGGUACUGGAUGCGCAGAGGGAGGAGGUGGAGAGAAUGAAGGUAGAAGUUGCGAAGCUGAGGGAGGAUGCCUUGGCUGACGUGCAGAAAGAGAGGGAGGAGGUGAGGAGGCAAGAGAGGGAGGUUGAAGCGAGGUUGGAGAAGGGGAAAGAGGACUUGGAGGAGGAGAGGAGAGCGCUUGUGGAGGAGUGGAGGAAAAAGGGAGAGGAGGUUGAAGCAGAGAGGGAGGAGGUGGCUGGGGAGCGGGAAAAGAUGCGUGAGGAGAGGAAUGCGCUGGAAGAAGCAUCUAUGGAGGUGGAAGGGCAGAGGGAGGCGCUGAAGGCUGAGCGGGGUGAGCUGAGGAAGGAGAUUGAGGAGAAGAAAACUGUGUUUGCGCAGCUGUCGCAGCAGCAUGCGGCUCUGGAGAGGAAGGGGAAGGCGGUGAAAGCGGAAGAGGAGAAGGUGCGGGAGAUGUUGGCAGCGGUGGAGAAGGGUCGGAAGGAGCUGGAGCAGGAGAGGGAAGGGUGGAAGGAGCAGCAUCAGCAGAUGCUGAGCGCCGUGCGGGCAGAGCGAGAAGGCGUCGAGGAGGAGAGGAGGAGGGUGGUGGCAGAGGCGCGGGAAGAGAGGGUGAGGCUGGGAGAGGAGGCGGAGGAGGUGGCGCGGGCGAGAAAGGAAGUGGAUGAGGGCAGACAGAAGGUGGAGAGGGAAAUGGAAGAACUGGCUUUCCAGAGAGCUGCAUUGCAGUCAGAGGAGGUUGAGCUGGGAAGCAGACUCGAGGACGUGAGCGCACGGGAAUCUGCUCUUGAAGCGGCAGCAGAGGAACUGAAGGGGAGAGAAGCGGCUGUAGCAGCACGGAUGGGUGAAGUAGAGGCGGCAUUGGCGGCUGUAACGGGGAGGGAGGAGGAGGUGGUUCGGGCGCGGGAGGGGCUUGCGAGGGAGAGGGAGAGGAUGGAAGCAGAGGUUGAGCAGCAGAAGAGAGUGGUGGAGAUGGAACGGGAAGGAGUGGAGAUGGAAAAGCAGGAGGUUGCAGCGAGGGGAGAGGCGGAGAGGGAGACGGUUCGGAUUGAGAGGGAGGCCGUGGGGAAAGAGAGGGAGCAGGUGGAGCGAGAGGCUGAUGAGGUCAAGAAGGCUCUGGCGGAGGUUCACAGGCAGAGGGGGUUGCUGGGGGAGGAGAGGGAAGCUGCUAGGGCAGAAGCAGCCGAGCAUCGGGCAGCGAUAAAAUCUCUCGUGGAGGAACGGGCAGCUGCGGAGAGAGGCGCGAAGGAGGCGAGGAACGCUUGGGAGAAAGCCAAGGGGGAGAUGGAUGCCCUGGAGGCUGAGAGGAAGGAGGUGCUGCAGGAGAGAGCGAGGCUGGAUGAAGAGAGGAAGGACUUCGUGAAGAAGAUUGCUUUGGAGAGGGAGAGCGUGGCAGUGGAUAGGAAACUGGCGUUGGAGAAGGUUGAGAGAGAUUCAGCUGGGGUGAAGAGGGAUAGGGAGUCUCUGGCGAAGGAGAGAGCGGCGCUGCUGAAGGAGCGGGAGAGGGUGGAGAAGGAGAAGGAGGGCGUGCAGAAGAAGCUGCUAGAGGUUCGGGUGGAGCGUGAGAAGGCUCGGGAGGAACGAACCAGCACACGGCAGGAGCUGGCGGAGAGCAGGGCGGAGAGAGUGAAGCUGGGGCAGCAGAAGGCUGAGCUGGAGCGGGAGAUUAAGGCGCUGCAGGCGGAGAAGGCGGAGGUGCAAGGCGAGAGGGUGAAGGCGGAUCGCGCGAGAGAGGAGCUCGAGAGGCUGAGGGAGGGUCUGGUUGCGGAGCGGGCGGAAGUGACUGCUGCGAUGGGGAGGCUGGAUAGGGAACGGCUGGAUGUGGCGGCUUUGGCGAGGCGAGAGAGGGAGGCGGUGGAGAAAGAGAAGGCUGCUGCUGAGGCGAAGAUUGAGAAAGAGAAUGUGAGGCUGGCGAGGGAGAGAGGUGCUUUGGGGAAAGAGAGGGAGGCAGUUGGGAGAGAGAAGGAGGAGGUGGUGGGAGCGAGGGAGGAGGUGAGGGCGGAGAGGGUUGCUUUGGCGGGGGAGAGACGGGAGCUGAAGAAGGAACAGGCGGAGGCCAAGGCUGCUGCUGCUGAGCUGAAGGCUGCCAGGGCUGCUGCGGAGAGGGAAGCGGAGGGGGCGAGAGUGGCUGCUGCAAGGGCGAGGGCGGAGCAGGAAGCAGCAGUGAAGGCUGGAGAGAGCGUGGCUGCAGAGAGGGAGAAGCUUGCUGUUGCUGCGAGUGAGCUGGAGAAGGAGAAAGAGCUUCUGGAGAAGAUGCGGUCCGCUGCUGCUGCUGAACGGGCGGAAUUGGCUGCUGAACGCGCAGGGAACGAGGGGUUGUUGAGGAAGAUUGAGCAGGAGAGGGAGGUGGCGAGGCAGGAGCGGGAGAAGGAGAGGAGGGAGAUAGGAGAGAGGAUCGCGGAGCUUGCAGGGCUGGAGAAGCAGCAGGCAGAGGCGAUCCAGGCGUCGAGGAACAUUCAGGAGCAGCGGGCGCAUCUGCGGGAGGAGAUGGAGGAGUUGGAGAGGGAGAGGGCGCGGCUGAGGGUGGAGGAGGCGAAGGUGAGGGAGGGUGGGAGGGAGCUGCUGAGUGAGCGGGAGAAGCAGAGGGCUGCGCUUGAGAAGGAGAGGGAAGAGGCUGCUGCGGCUCAGGCUGCUCGUGCUGCUGCGGAGGCUGACAGGCUGGCUGAGAGGAUUGCGGAGUUUGAAGCAAGGAUGGAAGAGGAGAAGGCGAAGCUGCGGCGGAUGCGGGAGGUGGUGGAAGAGAAACGGCUUGGGGUGGAGGAGGAGAGGGCGAGGAUCGAAGGCGAGAGGGAGGAGCUGAGAAGGCAGAGAGAGGAGAUGGUGGCAAAGAGGGUGGAGCUGAAGAAGGAGAUUGCGGAGAAAGAAGCAGAGGUGUUGCAGGUGGAGCAGCUGAGACGGCGGCAGGAGAGAGAGCUUAGAGAGCUGGAGAAGCAGCGGGUUAAGGUGAAGGAAGAGAGGGAGGAGGUGGAGCGGCAGAAUCUGGAGUUGGUGUCUCGCAGGGCGAAGGCGGAGGAGGAGGUGGCGACAACGCUGGCCGGGAUUGAGUCGGAGAGGGCUGCUGCAGAGAAGGAGCGGCAGGAGAAGGAGCGGGACCUUAUGGCCCGGUCCCGGAGGCUGGACGAGGAGCAGAGGCGGCGGCGGGAGGAGUGGGAGGCUCUGGUGGAAGAGGAGAGGAAGAAAAUGGAGCGGGAGAGGGAGGCGGUGGCGAGGGACAGGGCGGAUACUCAGAGGCACUGGGAUGACGUGCAGAAGAUGAUUCAGGAGCUGCACCAGCAGCGGCGGCAGCUGAAGGAAGAGAAGGAGGCGGGGAGGCGGACGGAGAGUGCAGAGAGGAGGCUGUCGGGGGGGUCGAGCUGGAUUGCUGGCGGGCAUGACUUGGCGGAGCAGCUAAGGUUUGCGAGGGAGAGGCUGAAUGAGGAGCGGGAGGAUUUCGAGAUGGAGAAGAAGGAGCUCGAGGCUCAGCGUCGGUCAGUGGAAAUGGAGCGAGAGGGCAUGGCACGGGAAGCCGAACGGCUCCGAUUCCCUGCUGGUGCUGGUCCUUCAGAUGGGGAUGAGAAGGAGAGGGAUGCAGGGAAGGAAGGCGAGGAGGGAGAGAAGGACAAUGCGGAGGGUGUUCCUGAUGCUGCCGCUGCUGAUGGGUAUGCGGAUGGGGAUGCUGCAGGGGACGAGGAUGAGGCAUUCAGGGAUGCGGCGGAUGGAAUGGAUGCUGAGGCAGCAGAUGGUGCUGCUGGUGUAGCUGUGGGUGUGGUGGAAGUCGAAGCUCAUCUGGCUGUAGCAGCUGUAGCAGGAGCUGCCACUCCAGUAACCGCCGCUACAGCCAAACCUGCCACACCGGUCAGAGCGCCCGCGGGAAGCCAGACCCCUUCGGGGCGUAUGAGGCGCAGAGGCGGGGCAGGGGAAGCGGACGGGGUUGCAGGGGAGGAGGUAGAUAAGCCGGUGAGGAGAUCUGCCAGGAAAGCAACUGGUGCAGGGUCGGAGUCCCAAGGGGUGAGCGCAGGAGGAGGAGGGAUGGGAUCCCCUACUAGCUCGCUGAUUUCUCCGCUCACUGACCGCGAGGGGCCUUGCGCCAAGGACAGUGCAGCAACGGGGGAGGCCAAGAUCGCAGGCAGCCGCGCGUUUGGAGAGCAGAGAUACGCUGAGGCUGUAGCCUGCUACAGCAAGGCCCUGCAGUACGCGCCGCUGGACUCAACUGACCUGCUGGCAGUGCUCUUCACCAAUCGCGCCACGUGUCUGCAUAGAAUGGGACAGCUAAGGGAGGCUGAGGAGGACUGCUCCCAUGCCAUCCACCUCUCUCCAUCUUACUGCAAGGCUUGGUUUCGCAGGGGAUGUGUUUGGGCUGCCCAAAAAAAGUUCAACAGUGCAGUCAGUGACUUGAAGAGAGCUCUCCUAUUGGAGGAGGCCGCUGGGAACCGACCUGGGGCAAAGAAAAUUGCUGACGAGCUGAAGAAAACUACAGAGGAGCAAAAGAAGGAAAGUCUAGCAGCAACAGGAGAGGAAGGGUCAGCACUUAACAAGGAAGCUCUAACAAGUCGAGAAACAGCAGCUUUCAGGCAAGCAGCAGCACCAGCAGCAACGCAGGCAGCAGCGUCAGCAGCAACGCAAGCAGCAGCGUCAGCAGCAGCACCAGCAGCUGCGCCAGCGGCAGUGACAGCAACACUAGGCACCGCUACAGCAGCCAGGGGCAGUCAAAGAGGAGUGGUAACCACAUGGGUUCAUCUUCAUCCGCAAAUGGAACCCUUCAGGCACACGAGAACAGCAGAACGGGACUCUGCUGCUCUUAAAGCUCCAGGCGCUGCCACUGGCGGGGGGGGAGAAUCCACCUGUGCUGCUGCAGGCAAUACCACCGCUACAGAUGUUGACAGGCCUCAACACACCACAGCGUCAACUGGUGCUACCAGUGCUGAGACCCUCACGCCUGCUGUUGACCAUAUCCGUGCAAGCGGCCCUCAUGCCUCGGAUGCAGGGUGGGGCGUGAGACUUUCCACAACAGACCGUGCUAGCAGUGUAGUUUUGAGGCGCCUCAAAACUGCCGCUACACAUGUUGACAUGCCUCAACACACCACAGCGUCAACCGAUGCUGCCAGUGCUGUUGACCAUAUCCAUAUGCCUCACGCCUCGGACGCAGGGUGGGGCCUGAGACUUUCCACAACAGACCGUGCUAGCAGUGCGGGCAGUAAGACACCCUCUGCUGCUGCUGCCCGAACAGAGCCAGCUGGCACCCAUGGCUUGCCAGCUGGCGGUGCUGACAGCGUGCCAGCUGGCACCGUGGUGCUGCUCGAAGAGCCAAUUGCCGCGGCCCUCUUGAAGCCCCACCGCUCCUCCUGCUGCCACUACUGCCUGCUGCCCCUCCCCGCCAACCCCUUCCCCUGCCCUGGCUGCUCCUUCGCCCUCUUCUGUCGCCCCCUCUGCGCUGCUAUGGCUCUAGGAGUAACAACUCGGCAAGUGCUGGUGGUGUUGGGUCAACUGCGGUUCAAUGCGGUGGCAGUGAGCCGAGUGCAUGGAGGGGAGAGUGGCAGCACUGCUGGUCAACUGGAGGGCAUUGAACAGGUGCCCAUCGCCCAGGCCCUCUACCUCUCUGCAUCGCUCUUCAACCACAGCUGCCAUCCCAACGUCUCCCUCUCCUUCCCGACCUCGCCUCUCCCUCCCACUCCUCUCCCUCUCUCGCCUCCCAUCCCUCCCAUCAGUCCCUCCUCUCCUCUCCUCUCUGCUCCCUCGCUUUCCUCCUCUCCCCCCUCUAGUCUUCCAAUUCCUUCACUCACACCCCCACUCCCUAGUCUCUCCUCCUCUUCUCUCCCUGUGACUUCUCUUUCGCAUGGCCGUCUGCUAGUGGCCCGAACGACCGAACCUGUCCUCCCAGGCCAAGAGCUCAGCAUCGGGUACGGAGCUCAGGUUGGGGAGAAGACAGCUUCGGAACGCCAAACCUGGCUUCGCCAGAGGUACUUCUUCCAGUGCUCCUGCCGAGCCUGCACCGAACCUUCCCGAGCGUUUCCGGACCUGUGUCUCCGAGGCUACCACUGCCAUGCAAAGGGAUGUGGGGAGAGAGGUGUGGUACCAGGGCUGGCUGGUGACAGUUGUUGGAAUUGGAAGUGUACGGCUUGUGGAUGUGGAUUGUUUGAGAAGGAGAGGAAGGAGGGAGGAGGUGGCAAGGGUGGGAGGAGGAGGAGGAAGCUGCUGCUGAGUGAAGGGAAGCCUGCAGAGGGUGCAGGGGUUGAGGAAGCUGAGAGGGGGAUGAAGCUGGUGACUGCAGUGGAUGCGAUCAAAGCGGAGUUACUGAGGCUACGAGACAGUGACAGCCCUGGUGGACCACCAUCAGCAUUGUCUCUCUCGCGUGCAUCUCGACUGUUGGAUUCAGUUCGGCACCACUUGCACCCUCUCAACCGCACCCUGGCAGAGGCAGAGGAUAUCAUAGCGCUCCUUUGUUGUCGCUCCGGUGAUUUCAAACAAGCCAUUCAGCACAGCAAAGCUGCGUUGACGGUGCGUACGAUAACUGGUAACCCGCUUCGUGAAGUAUGA